CCUAGCUAUGCACUGCACAGCGCAGCUCUCAAGAAGUCUGUAAGGCUUGCACCUUAGGCAAAGUAAGUUUGGUGAGUUGGAAAGUUAGUUAGGAAAUUUUUGAAAGACGAUUUUAUUGUAUUAUUGAAAAGUCAAACUAAGAGUUGAAUAAUGCAGGAAUCAACUAAUGGUAGCGAUGUGUUUAAGUUUGAAAAACGUGCAAAUAAAUAAUUAGUUGACGUUUGUAAAUGUUGCGAAAUAUCAUUUGAAUGUAAACAUUAUAUUUUCAUUUUAUUGCCUGUUGCUUGCUGUCGUUGUUCUACAAGAAAUCUGAAAACAAACAUUCGUUAUUUUUAUUUUUUCGGGCAUUUCCAUACAGAAACGUCCGUAUCUUCUGCAGCAUUCCAGGUUUGUUAUCUGUUCCAUAUAUAUUGACUGCCUGAACAGAAGAACGACCACAGUACUUCAUUACCAGGUUGGAUGCAUGUGCUCCACAAUAGACACCAAUCGACAUUGAUGCAUAUUCUUUCAUAAGUGUCACAACACCCUUUGUUUUGCCCUGCAUGUUCGAAGUGCCAUCAAAAGACAUACCAACACGUUUCUCCAGAUUGAUAUUUCAACUGUCAAAUGCUGACUUGAUACUUUUGUGUAUUUCUUCGCCAGUUGUUGUUUCACAUUCGACCAGACUGAGUAACCUUUCACAUGCUUCAACUUCUGUAGAAUCCGACUUGACAUAGCGAACGACAACAUCCUCUUGUUCACAUAGAGUUAUGUCUGUUGUUCCAUCGACAGCUACACUGAAAAACAACGCUGUAUCAAUUUCUUGCUUUAUUUUGUCUCUGACCAAACCCGCCAUCACUGCUGUCAAUUUAUCUUGAGUGUUAUUUGACACAAACGCCAGACGCGACCCACGACCUUUUUUAUCACAACUGCUCUGUUUAACUUCAGAUAAUUUCUUUGCCAGUAGGAUAUCAUACUGAGCUAAGAUGUUCGGUAAAUUUAGAAAAUUACCAGCGCCUUGUUGGUAGCAGAUUUUGCCGUUCUGUUGUGGAAUUCACUUUCAUCACUUCCACGUCGAGGUAUUGUUUCUGCUGUUAGGUAACGCAGAACAUCAAUAAUUUUGUGUCGUCUUUUUUCCCAAAAACAAGGCAUGUGUUGCAAAAUGGUUUGUCCAUAUACGGCGAAUAAGUUAGCCAGGAUCGCUUUUGGCUGACAAUUACGUUACCAACCUUUCUUUCUUCGAUGAAAUACUUUACAAUUUUGGCUGAUGAGUGAGCCUGAGGUAAGUUUGGUUGAUACGGACCAAGCAAACUGAAUCUUUUCUUUUCUUGGAUUGAUGGAUUUUCAAUUUUUUUAACAGACCACUCGGUCGUUUUCUGCUAUUUCUGCAGCUGUACUGUCACUGACCACGGCCUUUGCCUGAUUAGGUUCAGUUUCCUGAAUUGACUGCUCAUGUCCAGCACUAGACUCUUCACAUUCACAAGUAUCAUAAAAAAUUGGUUUGCUUACUUCAUGAUGACUCUCUUUAUCUUCACAGUUCAAGUUAUUAUCCUCUACAAUUUCUGACUCAUCCUCCAGUUCCACAGUGUCUUUAGUGACUGUCACUAUUGUCUGGUCGCGUGUACUUAGAAAACGAUAAUUUCAGCUGUUUUGGAUCGCUGCUUGUCAAUGUUAAUUCAGUCCCUCUUUUAGCAAUCUUCUUGUCGUUUCCAGAUUUCUGCUUCGAUGACUUCAUACUAAAUAGCUUUAUUCUGUCGUACUAUCGUUUGACAAAAUUGACUGGUAAACGUUUAAAUGUGCAUAAAACUUACUGUAUGCAAACUUUACCGACUACGAUAGGCCGACAGUCAGCAAUUGAGCGAUAAAUGAAAAUACGACCACUACGGAAGCGGUCAAGCGGAAGUUACCAUCAACCGAGAAUAUGGAAAGCCAGUGAUGCCAAUAUGAUGAGAAUGCGAAGUCGUCGAAGACCGAUUCAAGAAUUGCAUAAUAAUUUGAUUAUGAAAUUUAAAUUUGAUUUACCCAAAAAGGCCCAUGACGAAUGCUCCUCGCGUCGUCGUGGGCCAGCACGUCCCUGGUGGGCAGAAUGCUAGACUAUUUUUAUAGACCGAAGCAUCUUGGCCAUGACAAGCACGUCCUAAGUGUAACUUGAUCGAGUCACAAUGCAAAUUUAUUUUUUUUUAAUGUUGACCCAACUUGCACAAUGGAUCAGAUUACUUAAGUGCAGGCAUUCACAACACAAAUUGUAAGGUGGGCCGUAAUACUUUAUGAAAAACUUCUGCGGGCCGAAAGAAAAUAGGACAGGGGGUGCUGUGAGCUGACGAUACUGUGAGCUGAUGGUACUGUGAGCUGACGGUAAUAUGAGCUGACGGUACUGUGAGCUGACGGUACUGUGAGUUGUUGGUACUGUGAGCUAACACGUAUGAUUACGCUCUACUUUGAAUGGUUAAAGGACAAUUGGUUGCGUGCAUCGCGUGAUAUAUAGAAAUAACAUUGUGUUGUUGACAAAUACAAUCGGAAAAGUUGUUAACGACCAUUUAAGUAUUCAUCUUACCAGCUUUGAGUGAGCUGCUAUCUCAAGGUUGAGCAUGUGGAGAUUAGUCGUAUACCGUAGACACAAGGUUGAGUCGUAUAGCGUAGUGGGACUGGAAUGGACUGAGUUGAAAAACGUCUCCUAACUUACCGUGGGUGCUGAACACAAGAACUGAGACCUCUUGUUACAUUUGUAAAGGGGUAGGGGCGGGGCAGUGGGGUGCAAACAGCAAAGUGACAUACGUAAACAGCAAAGUGACAUACGUAAACAGCAAUGUGACAUACGUAAAGCAAAGUGACUUACGCAAACAGCAAAGUGAUAUAUGCAAACAGUAAAGUGACAUAUGCAAACAGCAAAGUGACAUAUGCAAACAGCAAAGUGACAUACGUAAACAGCAAAGUGUAACAUACGUAAACAGCAAACAGCAAAGUAACAUACGUAAAGCAAAGUGACAUACGUAAACAGCAAAGUGACAUAUGCAAACAGCAAAGUGACAUAUGUAAACAGCAAAGUGACAUAUGUAAACUGCAAAGUGACAUAAGUAAACAGCAAAGUGACAUAAGUAAUCAGCAAAGUAACCUAAGUAAACAGCAAAGUGACAUAAGUAACCAGCAAAGUGAAAUAAGUAAACAGCAAAGUGACAUAAGUAAACAGCAAAGUGACAUAUGUAAACAGCAAAGUGACAUAUGUAAACAGGGGACAGCAAGGAUUUCACAAGCAUUUUAGCAGGGAUUAAGCAAAUACUGUUUAUUUUUAACAUCAAAAUUCCAAGUUAUUGCAACACCGAUGCUUUUUGUGUGUUAAUGUUAAUCUUUUUUUAGCCCGCCAAAAUGCGAGUUUAAUCCUUGCUGACCUCUAUGUAAAUAUGUCACUUUACUGAUAUCUCUUCCCCCAUUUUAGCUCUACCGUACCACGCCCGCUUUGCCAUAAGAAAUAAACAUCUAGAACAUACUGUCUAGACAUAUGGUCUAGAACGUACUGUCUAGAACAUACUGUCUAGAACGUACUGUCUAGAACAUACUGGUUUUCUUCGUGUUAUGGUGACAUAUUUUUUCGGCUUGGGUUUCACAAUCACUUGCGUCACAAAAAUUUGGAAGGAGCGCGUGUGGGGGGGGGGGGGGGCUUUUGGCUUUUUUGGGCCCUUCCUAAAAGUUCUUGGAAAAAGAAAUUUAAAUAUUUUUUGGAGAAGAUAUUUGUAAAGUUUUUUUUUUUUUUUUUUUUUUUUUGACUUUUUGGAGCCUUCCUAAAAGAUUCUGGAAAAAGAAAAUUCAAUGAUAUUUGAGAGAAGUAAUUUGAAAAGUUUUUUUUUUUUUUUACUUUAUUUACCAAAGAGCUCAUUUCGACAUACUUCAUUGCGCCCUCGUGAUCACGUUGCAGUGAACUACCAGGCAUUGUCCACCAUUAAGUCGGCCAGGUACGGGAUGUUAUUGAUUCCCAAGGCGCAGUCGAUCCAUUGGUGAUUUAUUCCUUGUUGAAGCCUGACUAUAUAAAUAUUUUCUUUUUCACCAGGCCCGCGUGUGACGUGGUCACAACUCACUAGGCUCAGGAUUAACGUCUGUUCCAUCUUGUUAAGUCGACCAGGUAGACUUUGUCCGCGAUGUCAAAUAAAAUAGGUGAGUACGUCUAAAUAGCUACCGAUAUAACAUGUUGUGGGUAGGUAAGCAGGAUUUUGAGAGAUUGAAGCCAGCUUGGCGUAGGUUGAAUAUUUGUAAUUAAGUUGGAUAUUUGUAAGCCACAUACAAAAAUUAAGAAUCAGAAUGAUGUUAUCCCUAUCAGUCUUUUUAAUGAGACAACAGCAAAAUGAUUGCUGAAAUGUAAACUUUUAAUGAGAGAACAGCCAAAUGAAUGCUGAAAUGUAAACUUUCAAAUAAAAACAAAAGAUUGCACUGCAACCUGGUUAGCGCCUAAAUUAUGUCGAACGGGUGAUUUCUCCUGUGUGAGUCACUAGUUAUCGUGAAAUUUAAUGAAAUUUAAUGAAUGCGAGAGAGAGGGAGAGAGAGAGAGAGAGAGAUGAAUGGAUAUAUAUAGAGAGAAAGAAUGAUGGCGAGAGAGUUUUAUAUAUAGAAAGUCGGAUAGAGAGAGACGAUGGAGAGAGAGAGAUAUAUAAGAUAGAGAGAGAGAGAGACGACAGAGAGAGAAGAGAGACAGACGGAUAUAGAGUAAGGCAUAUCGAGAGAAAGAAGGAUGAAUAGAGAGAGAGGUUGAUACAAAGAUAGUAGGAUAGAGAGAGACGGAUAGAGAGAGGGGGUAGAGAGAUAGAGACGGAUAGAGAAGGAGAGACGGUUAGAAAAUGAGAGAGAGAGAGAGAGAGAGAGACGAAUGGAGAGAGAGGCAGAUAGAGAAAGAGACGGAUAAAGAUACGGAUAAAGAGAGAGACGGAUAGAAUGACGGAUAGAGAGAGAUAUGGAUAGAGAGAGGGAUGGAGAGACAGAGGCGGAGAGGGAGCGAGAGACGUUUAGAGAGAGAUGGAGAUAAAGAGAGACAGCUAGAGAGAGAGAGACGGAUAAAGAGAUAGACGGAGAGAAAGAGAGAGAGAGAAAGCCGGGUAGAGAGAGACUAGAGACGGAUAGAUAGAGCAGAGAGACAUAAACAAAGGGAAUUCUUUAGUAUUUUAUCCUUGCUUAAUUCCAAAGAACCAGUCACCCAGCAACCUGGUCCGGUCGACCCACCGCCGCUGUACUCCGAAGUGGCCGGUGGCAGCUACGGACAACCUCCAAAUUACGCCAUGCCGGCUCAGAGCUAUGGUCAAGGACAGGUGCCGGUAAUUAUUGAUGGGCGAAUGGGGAAAAAGUGGGUAAGGCGGGAAUUCCCCUAAUUUUUAACCUCUGGCCCAGCGGUUCUAAACCUGGGGGUCGCGAUCCCUUUGUGGAUCGAACGAUUCUUUCUCAGGGGUUACCUACGACCAUCGAAAAACACACAUACUUUACAGUUAUGAAGUAACAUUGAUUAUAAUUUUGUGUUUGAGGGUCGCCCCAACAUGGGGAACUGUAUUAAAGAGUCACGGCAUUAGGAAGGUUGAGAAACACUGCUCUAGACUGAUAUAAUUACGGGGACACAGCAUAUAAAGCCCAUCAACACCGCUAACGUGGAGUAGCUAGUGUUUGACGCACCCGGGGCAGUCAUCAACUUUGCCACCCCUAUCUCACGACAACGACAGGCGCAUACAGGAGACACAUCAAGCAUAAGCCGUAGAGAAUGUAUGAUCAUCAUCAUCAUCAUCAGUGGCGCUGCAUUCCAUGCAGGGCCCUGGCCUGCUCCACCGCAUCCUCUCUAUUCAGAUCGAUCCAUGGCUUUCUACAAUGAAGUGGACCACAAUGCCGCACCCCCCCCCCAAAAAAAAACAACAAACAACAACACUGGUGUAGGAAGGAAUGCAAUCUUGGCAGAGGUGGUCCCUCCCCUGGAUGGGAUUUUAUCCUAUGUAUUUUUCGGUUGUGGCAUCUUUGGCUAACUAUUGGGGGGAGGGGGGGGGGGUUGGGAGGGGUCAUCAAAAAAUCUUGGCCCACCUCGGGUGACCCUAACCCUAACGACGCCACCGCCCCAAAAGAGUUCGUUCCAAACUUCUUAGUUUGACCUAGUUAGGUUGAAGGGGAUAGCACUAAACAUUGAGUUUAAUUCUAUUUAAUAUGCAGAGUCCCCAAGGCCUCUGAGAAUUAUUUUAAUUUCAUAAUCUAGAGAAUUUUUCUACACUGAAGCAACAAUGUUUCAUCUGAUCGUUAAUUAAUAUAAGAAUUAAAAUUAUCCCAAAUGUAAAUUUUUUUUUUUAUUUUACUAUGUUUCACAUAGCGUUGACCACCUCCGGGUUAAUGUGUUGUAUUUUUAAUCUUGAAAAUCCCGAAUCGACUCAAUCAAGAGUUCCUGUUGUGUGAUUUUUGCAUUUACAUUGUGUGCUCUUUAGGGCCCCCUGGGUAUGCAACCAGGGAUGGACAUGGGACAGAUGGCUGCUCAAGCUAAGGAGCUGUACAACAACAUGUUCGCACAGAUGAACGGAGAGCCCCAGGCAGAGGUCAAGUGGGCGCAGCCCGUCCCACCCGUAACAGGUGUCUUACCUGGUUUCCAGUACCUGGUCGGGGUGAAUAAAAUCGUGCUGGAUGAGCACAAGGACUAUAUGAACGGUGAGAAAUGUUACUUGGUUAGAUCGUCGAUAAUUCGAACUGCGAUUAUCCGAAACUUCGGUUCUCCGAACGGCGCCUGCCGUGUUAAAAUUUGAAUUGCAUGGACAGAUAAAGAACAUACACUGAAAAACAUCCACGGCCCGCCUAGAAGAACCGGCUCAGUCUAGAUCAGUGGUCGGCAAAUCGCGGCUCGCGAGCCGCAUGCGGCUCUUUAGCCACCUGAGUGCGGCUCGGGCAGCCUGCCACAAAUCUGGUCUGACUCCGAAAAACAUGGUUCUUGACAGGUUCUUGAAAAGAAAUUUGGCUCUCAAAUUUUUUUAAAAAUCGUCCUGCUGUUGAUUUUUGGCUCUUUUGACUAACGAGUUUGCUGACCACUGGUCUAUAUAGUAACUUUAAAGCAUUGACCAGAUUGGGAUAGUGUGAUCUGUUAAUUUGUUAAUAAAUAUUCAUCGCAGAGUACACGCCUGCAAUGACAAAUUGCCAAAGGAUUUUAUUCUAAGCGACAGUCAUCUAUUUUUAGAAAAACGACUUAUUUGAUGAAAGAAAGCUCCUUUAAACCGUUGAUGCUUUUUGUACAUAAUACUCUGUACUAUAAAGCACCAUAGUGUACAUAAUAAAAUGUACCAUAAAGCACCAUACCUGUAUGAGGUAAUAAUAUUAUAUGUGUUCACUUAUUUAACGAAAACUUUCCGUUGGAACGGUUUGGUUAUCCGUGUAUAAUGUGGUAUCCGAAAUAACCUUGGUCCCAAUGGGUUCGGAUAAUCAACGCUCUACUGUUAUACUAAUAACUAAUCCAUACUUGGGUGGGGGGGGGAUAGAGCUUAAUUACUCUUUACGGUGCCGGCAACAACCUGGAAACCUUGAUAACGGACUCCGUCUGUGGGGCUGUGCCGAGGAACGUGUCUGUCACAUAAGACACAUUCUGUCACUCUGGCAUCUCCCAACGUCACGCUUGGGGCAUUCGGUCCUCAAAUGUUCCCACUGACACUGUGACCCGAUAGUUAGGGUCCCUGUCACUAUCUAAAGCAGUUACUUAAAUUGACACGCGGAGCUAUGGGGUCUAAAUAUAUGUACAUUUUAUGGGCCCUUAACAGGGCGUAGUGGUGGGUGGGGGGGGGUGUCCGUCCCGAGUGGCACUUAAUAUGGAGUGGCGGCACUUUCGGCCAACUUCAGGGGCUGGGAAAGGGGGGGGGGGGUUGGGGGGGGGGGGGGGAAAAAAAAUUUUUCCCCCCCCCCCCCCCCCCCGGGCUUCCAAUAAUCGCUCUGCUAAGCCAUCGGCCCAUAAUCUUUCAAAGAUACCAAAAUUUCCAAACAACUCAUUAAAUGUGGAAAGGCGUAACUAAAUUUUUUCUAAUGCUUAAAAUGAAUAUAAAGAAAGAAAUAUGAAAAACGUAUGUUAUACAAUUCCAACUACGUCAUCACAAAGUGUUUACAUGAACUUACGUCGAACGUGGAAAUAGUUUACAGCCUCAACAUAAUUUGGUAGCUAAGUUGUGUACUUAGUUCUCUUAUGUUUCCCCCUUAUCGUGAUAUCGGUGCUGGUACGCCCUAAUUUCGAAAUACGUCUUUGUAACAAGGAGACCGAAUUUCUGUUGCGAAAUUAACAUGAAAAAAAUAUAUUUUAAGUGCGUAUGUUUAACAAUACACCAAUUGUCAUGCGGGGUCAAAAAACGAUUUUAAAUGACAUAAUAUACUAAUUAUUCAGGGUAUGGGAUCUUGCUAAAACGCGAAUGAUACUAUUAUAUAUGGAUUCAUUGCCGAUUUAUUCAAAAUGUUUGUUCAAUAUUCAUUAGUCUCCAUUACCCCUCUUUUUGAAACGUAUCAUCUGAUGAUUAAAAGACGCCUGCUGUAAACUGAGAACCACUACUAAGGUAGAUUUUUUUUUUUAAAAUCAUAUCGUUUGAUAUACUUCAUAAUUUCUUGCUCGCCUUCCUUCUUCAUUCAGUCAUGAGCAUGCUGGGAAACUUCAACAAAUACCGAGUGAUCAGCGAACAGGGAGAGCAGCUCUAUGUGGCCGAGGAAGGUGGGUUGAAAGACAUUUAGACACACAUUUUAAGUUAUUUAACAGGCCCAGUUAUUCACGUAUUUUUGUUUAUAUUUUUUUUUUAAAUUCAGGGAAAAUUUUGUCUUUCUCAAUAAUAAAAAGGGGGUUUUAUGAGUUUACGGGAGAAUUUUGUUUGUUUGUUGGUCUUGGGUGGUAACAUGGGCGCCCGCAGAAAACUUUCUAGGGGGGGGGGCAAAAAAAUUUUAGUAAUGUUUCAAUAUAGUUUUAAUUUACUGUAGCGUAUUUGUAUGGUGAACGAACGGACAGGACAUCAGCUUAGUUACUUUCUCUUUAUUUUAAUACAUUUAUUGUCUAUUUUUUUCAAAAAAAUUUUUAUCCAAUCAAUCCAGGGGGGGGGGGACAAGUGCCCCACCUUGCCACUACCUGCGGGCGCCCAUGGGUGGUAACGGGGGGGGGGGGGUCCUUAACUGGGUUCUACUUUAAAAAUUAUUUAUUGGACUUCCCUCAGUGGCCUAUGUAGAGCUUAACUUCUUCGACUGAAUACAUGGGAAAAGUAUGCGGUUUUUUUGGGGGGGUGUGUGGGGUAGGGGAUUCCGCCCAGAGCACGUCCUAUAUUUCGAGUUCUCUGUCAUAUUUAUUUUUAUUUUAUUUUCACUUUCUUAGGCACCACAACAAGUCAACAUGGCGUUGAUUAUAUUUUCCUGAUAUUUCAGAUAAGUCUAAUUCUCCGUACAACUCAGUGAUGGGCCGGCCAGGUCUAGCCCCAGUCUACAGAUCCUUCAAUGUUCGAGUUAAGGAUUCUCAAGGAACGGUAAGAUUCCACCUAUCUUUGAGCAAUCUUUAACACAGCGCAGUGGUUCUCACUCUAAGUCACGUGUUGUGGUUACAUUUUAUGUCAGGGUGGGGGAAGCCAACGUCCUGGUCGCAAAAUGAGUUAUUGUUUUAAAAAUUAAAGUUAUAACCCCGAGGAUAGUUGAGAUACAUUGCUUUCUUUAAUAUAUCAAGAGAAAUUUGAGAACAAGAUCUAUAGAAGCUUGAAAAAAUAGAACACGCUUCUUAACAGUGGCGUUACUAUGGUGGGGUGCGGGGGUGCGGGCCCCACCGGGUGACACGCAUCGCAGGAGGGUGACAACAAAUGCUCGGGUCGGUUUCAUAACAUAUCCACGUUAAAAUACAAGAGCAGGGUGCAACGACAAAUCAUGUUAAAGGAGAUGCUUGUCAUGGAUAUGACUAUCUCAUCAAGCCUACAAGUGCUUGUCAUGGAUAUGACUAUCUCAUCAAGCCUACAAGUGCUUGUCAUGGAGAUGACUAUCUCAUCAAGCCUACAAGUUUGUCUCAUGAUCUGUUUGUUUCUGGCUUCGUGUGACAGGGGCUUUUCAAGACUGAAACUUGUAAAGAACUAUUUUCGCUCUACCGUUUGGAACAGUCCGGGCUUUCUCGAGCGACACCAACCCCAGUGCCGCCUCUCCUUCAAACUAACCUCCUAGCAGCUCCUGAGAGACAAUACUCUUCCCAUCGGAAUGGGAGACGAUAAAAAUUGUCUCAGAACAAUCUCAUGUGCUCGACUAUUAGAUCUAACUAAAUGUCCAGCGACUGCCUGUUGGCUGAAAAGUGUUUUUUUUCUUCCAAUUCCUAGUGUUCUUCGAGUGGGAUUUUGAUACCUAAAGGAAACUUAUGUAAGAAACGUAUGUUAAAUGAGUUGUUUUAGGAGAAUGGAGGGAAGAAAGGUGGGGGUAGAGACUGAUAUUUCUAGUCAAAUCGUCAUAAAAUUGUUGAUCUUUAAAUGCAAUGUUAACAGGGUAAUACCGAAACAAGAUUAGUAGUGUCUAGCAAUCAUAUUAUUUACAUGGAUCAACAUCUAUCCCAUGUAAACAUAUAAAUAUAAAAUAUAUAGUAAAAUACAUUGCUACGUUUCUCCUUCUCUGACCACGCCAUUGGCUAUGUAAAUACUGUAAACACAAUGGAAGAAUGGUUCCUCUGUUCACGUGUCAAUGUACUUUUAUCAUCACUGGACUAACCGUACCAUCCCACGUUCUGAUCUUUCCAGGAGUUGAUGACCAUCUCCAGGAGCAGUCAGCAGUGCUCCUACUCUUUUGUCGCUGCUUGCUGCUCGUGUUUUUCAAGCUGUG
Messenger RNA from Lymnaea stagnalis (great pond snail), 10761 nucleotides. Lineage: Eukaryota; Metazoa; Mollusca; Gastropoda; Lymnaeidae. The record is from the annotation of a GenBank genome assembly.